Messenger RNA from Saccharomycopsis crataegensis, 1647 nucleotides. RefSeq names its product CoA-acylating methylmalonate-semialdehyde dehydrogenase. Bases 1 to 1647 code for a protein of 548 amino acids. Lineage: Eukaryota; Fungi; Ascomycota; Saccharomycetes; Ascoideales; Saccharomycopsidaceae. Gene Ontology annotation, cellular component: mitochondrion. The record is from RefSeq and is a predicted model, not a curated record. The transcript has a single exon. Gene Ontology annotation, molecular function: malonate-semialdehyde dehydrogenase (acetylating, [NAD(P)+]) activity; methylmalonate-semialdehyde dehydrogenase (acylating, NAD+) activity. Gene Ontology annotation, biological process: L-valine catabolic process; thymine catabolic process.
AUGCUUGCCAAAAGUUUCCAGAGAUCAUCGUCCUUGCCGAUCUUAAGAUCACACAAGAAUUUGCGACUUCUUUCCACUUUGAAGUUGAACACUACGACGUCUUCAUACUUCAAAUCCCAUCUUGAAGAAUCUGCCAAACCUUAUGUCACUCCAUCAUUUGUCAACAAUACCCUUUUCCAAUCCUCGUCUAACGAAUGGUUCGACUUGCAUGAUCCAGCCACCAACAAAGUGAUUGCUAAGGUCCCCCAGUCGACGGAUCAGGAAUUGGAAGAUGCCAUUGCUACUGCCGAUAAAACUUUUGAGAGUUUUAAAAACGUUUCCAUUAUCAAGCGUCAACAGAUGCUAUUCAAGUAUGUUCGUUUGUUGCGUGAGAAUCACGAUCGAUUGGCCUCGGUUAUUGUUUUGGAACAAGGGAAAACCUUUGAUGACGCCAAAGGUGACGUGCUAAGAGGCUUACAAGUGGCAGAAUACGCUUGCUCGAUCACUACCGAAUUGUUGGGAACCAAUUUGGAAGUCAGCACCGAUAUGGAAACCAAAAUGAUCCGGGAACCAAUUGGUGUGGUGGGAUCGAUUUGUCCUUUCAAUUUCCCGGCAAUGAUUCCUCUUUGGACCAUUCCUUUAGUCAUUGCCACCGGUAACACUACCGUGGUCAAGCCUUCAGAAAGGGUUCCUGGAGCCACGAUGAUCAUUGCAGAAUUGGCCAAAGAAGCAGGAGUCCCGCCAGGGGUCAUCAACAUUAUCCACGGCAAACAUAAAACCGUGAACAAAAUCAUCAAGGACCCGCGGAUUAAAGCCGUCACUUUUGUCGGGAGUAACCGUGCUGGGGAGUAUAUUUACGAAACGGCCAAUGCGCUUGGGAAACGGGUCCAAGCGAACUUGGGGGCCAAGAACCACAUGAUUGUUUUACCCGAUGCUGAUAAGAAACAGGCCAUCAGCGGCAUCAUUGGUUCAGCGUUUGGGGCUGCUGGUCAACGGUGUAUGGCAAUUUCCGUGCUUGUUACGGUUGGAGAUGAUGCCCAUAGUUGGAUAAUGCCAGAAAUUGUUGCCGCGGCUAAAGCGCUUCGGGUGGGGAGUGGAUUCGAUCCAAAAUCGGAACUCGGUCCAGUAAUCUCAAAACAAGCUCUCAGUCGUGCGGAAUCGAUCAUUGAACAAUCUGUCAGCGCCGGUAAAGCCACAUUAGCCAUUGACGGUCGGGGUUAUAGACCUGAAGGGUUCCCUGAAGGUUACUUCAUUGGCCCCACUAUUCUUGAGAACGUUGCUCUUGAUGCCCCAUGUUACACUGAAGAAAUCUUUGCCCCAAUUUUAUCGGUGGUGAACGUGCCAACGUUAAGUGAUGCCAUUAAAUUGGUCAAUGCUAAUCCUUAUGGGAAUGGGGUGUCUCUCUUCACGACAAAUGGGAUCCACGCAAAGAAAUUCGAGCGUAAUAUUGACGUUGGACAAGUCGGGAUUAAUGUCCCAAUUCCUGUUCCUUUGCCAAUGUUUGGUUUCACCGGCAGCAGAGGCUCGUUCUUGGGUGAUUUAAAUUUCUACGGUAAGGCUGGUUUAUGGUUCAUGACUAAGCCAAAGACAAUUACUGCUUUGUGGAAAACUUCAUUGAUCAAUGAAAAUGAAGGUGAAUCUGUGACCUCUAUGCCAACCCACUCUUAA